AUGAGCGACGGACUGAGCCAGGUCUUGGAUAGUCUGAGACUACCAGACGGCAAGCCUGACCUUCAGGCACGUCACGCCAACCUUGUAUCGCUGAUACACGGUGGCCAUCUCGAUGUGAAUGAGAUACGCCUCCUGAAAGACCUUCUCGGCAAGGUUGCCCUGCAGAAGGACAUAAUAUCGAACCUUCCUGUCGAACUUGUCAUCCUGACCAUCCAAUAUCUGACCGAGAAAGACAUACUUGCUUGCCUAGGUGUCUCGAGAUCUUGGAAGGCAACGUUCACGGGCGGUCAAGUCAUCUUCAACCUCGCAGAUCGAUUCUUCCCAUGGCUCAUUUGGGAGGGUCCAAGUACCGAUAUUCGGAAUCCAGAAUGCGCUGCUCUGCUUCGCUCGUGUUUCCUUGCAUCGCUUCAGAAGAGGGUGAACCUUGCAAGGCGAUCGGCGGAAGGCGCACCUCCCAUGAUUGAGAAGCAGUAUCUCUGGGACACAGAAACCGAAUUCAUUCUCCAGUCACAGCAAUAUGCCGAUUAUCCAAACCCCAAUCUACCUUCUAAUUGUCGUGCCAUCUACUCCUAUGGUCGAGUAGCUUGGCAACGGGAAACUCAUACUCUCGUCAUAGACUGCCUACAGACCAAGACUCGCAAAAUACUUACUUUUCCUGGUGGGAAGCUUCUCGGACCGGAAAUGGAACUUGCCGCCCUUGGGGACAAGCUUGCCGUUGCGAUAAUGGGCAGAAACCUCCUCGCAUGGGAUAUAGAAACGGCUUCAUUCCAGCGAGCUACUCUGCCCAGUCUAGCGACGAGUUGCACGACCUCCGGAGACCGUGUUGCAGUUCUCACAGGCACAGAGGUCUUUGUAUGGAGCUUCGGCGGUAGAUUACUGGCUGCGAAGCUCCCCACACUGGAUACCGAACCACUCGAGUCGAAGCGGUAUUCGAAAGCGUUUGUCCAUCCAUUCCUUGAGGACGUCAUCUAUGUACGCCAGGUGUUCAAGAGAACGCAAUAUCUACUGUUCGUGAUCCACAAACUAUCCAACGGCAAACACGACCGCACUUUCAAGUUCAAUAUCAAAACGCGCUACCUGGCAAACCAAAAGCUCUCCAGUGCCUUACUAGGUUUCAUACCGCUCACCUCUCGGUGGAUGCCGGAUAUGGCUGAGCACCCAGAUGGCUACUGUCUCUUAGAAUUUGACUGCUACCACGAAAAACUAGCCGUACGCGAUAUUUCACAUUGUGGAAAGCGUAUGUCUCAUUCUUACUCCUUCACUGUGGACGACGACUUUGCAGUUGAGCUGAACGACAAAUCGUAUUGCGUCUUUUAA
This is a messenger RNA of Neoarthrinium moseri, 1317 nucleotides long. RefSeq lists its product as uncharacterized. Bases 1 to 1317 code for a protein of 438 amino acids. Lineage: Eukaryota; Fungi; Ascomycota; Sordariomycetes; Amphisphaeriales; Apiosporaceae. The record is from RefSeq and is a predicted model, not a curated record. Gene Ontology annotation, molecular function: protein binding. The transcript has a single exon.